This is a messenger RNA of Conger conger (European conger), 2683 nucleotides long. It is a transcript of the gene asb5b, whose product is annotated as ankyrin repeat and SOCS box containing 5b. Gene Ontology annotation, biological process: intracellular signal transduction; protein ubiquitination; positive regulation of protein catabolic process. The record is from RefSeq and is a predicted model, not a curated record. Gene Ontology annotation, molecular function: protein binding. Lineage: Eukaryota; Metazoa; Chordata; Actinopteri; Anguilliformes; Congridae. The coding region runs from base 19 to 1008 and encodes 329 amino acids. The transcript has 7 exons.
GCCACCCAACGAGGAGCAAUGACGGAGAUACUGGAAAGAAAGCCGUUCGGCUCCCAGUUUGCUAACGUGUACCUCAGCAUAUUCGCGCUCUUUUGCUUCAAGCUCUUCGUCAAGAUCAGCCUCAAUAUCCUCACCCACUUCUAUGUGGUCAAAGGCAACCGUAAGGAGGCCGCUCGGAUCGCCGCCGAGUUUUACGAUUUUGGUCAAGGACACAGGUCAUGGGCGGACCGCUCGCCGCUACACGAGGCUGCGUCUCAAGGUCGCCUGCUCUCCCUGAGGACUCUGCUGUCACAGGGCUACAGUGCAAACAUCCUCACCAUCGAUCAUGUGACUCCUCUCCAUGAAGCCUGCCUCGGAGACCACGUGGCCUGUGCCCGAGCGCUCAUUAAUGCAGGAGCCAAUGUAAACGGCACCACCAUCGACGGUGUGACGCCGCUGUUCAACGCCUGCUCCACGGGGAGUGUGACGUGUACAGAGGUGCUCCUGGAGCACGGUGCCAAGCCCCAGGCCGAAAUAUGCCAGCCCUCCCCCAUACACGAAGCCACCAGCAAAGGGCGAAGCUCGUGUGUGGAGGCUCUGAUUGCGUGGGGGGCUGACGUGGACUAUGACAUUCCUCACCUGGGAACGCCACUCUACAUCGCGUGCAUGUCCAAAGAGCUGCAGUGCACCCGGGUUCUGCUGGACGGGGGAGCAAACGUGCAGAAAGGAAGGUUCCUGGAGACGCCUCUACACGCUGCCGCGCAGAAGGACUGCCCGGAGAUAAUGCAAGUGCUGCUGGAGUUCGGAGCCAACAUCAACUCUAAGAACCUGGAGCUGAAGCGUCCGGUGGAGACAGCACCCCCUAGCAGCCUGGCUGAGAGGUUGCUCUUGCUGUACGAAGCCAUGCCCCGCUCACUGUGUCAACUGUGUCGUCUGAGCAUCAGGGAGUACGUGGGCCGGUCCAGGCUGCAUCUCAUUUCAGAACUUCAACUGCCCAAUUUGUUAAAGCGGUUCCUGCAAUACAGAUAGAACAGAGCUCCCCCACCUUCUCUGUAUCUCUCCCCCUCCCACACUCUUUCCCUCUCUCAAGUGCAUUUAUGACUUCCUAUAUUUUCUGCCUGUUUUUUUCUUCCCCCGAGCCACACCCAUCACUAAAAUGUAACUCUAUAACUGCACUCUCGUAACCAUGCAACAAAGGAACGGCACUACUGUACUUGAAUUGUACGAAACUAUCCUUUAGAAUGUAGGGCAAGAUUUGCAAAUAGAAAUUAAUCUCGACUUUGGAGUUCAUUAAGUCUAUAUGUGAUGCGUGUUUUCCUUAACUGUGAAUGGCUAAUGUAAACAAUAGUUGUGCCCCCCAAAACAAGUUUAAACUUGGGACAUUACACGUUUAAACUUUUACUGUGUUCUUAAUGUGUACGGUAUUGUGUUUCUUAGAAUGAAAAAGACACACUCACUUAAAAGUAUGAUUCAAAGCAAAGGAGAAAGCACAUUGCUCGUAUGCUGAAUGUGCCUCUGUCAUGUUGAGCCAGUUCUCUUUGCAAAUGUAUGUUGAUGUUUGUCUCUGCCUUGUGAAUAAUCUCCAGUUUCUAUUACUGUUCUGGAGUAAUAGGGUGUCAUUGUGACCUUUCUUUGCAUGCUUCCAGAUUGGACUUUUGAUGCAAAAUAGCAUUUAUAUGUUAUGUACUUAAGUACAGUAUCAUUGUCACUCUGGGAAACAGACACACCUAUUUUAUACAAUUCAUGUAUCAUAUUAUAUGUUUAAUUCACUAUCAAACUUAAAUGGGUCAGUACCUUGAGAAACACAGUUUGCAGUAUAAUGUGUGAACACCUGUAUACAUGUAGUGUUACACUGUUAACAAGGCCUACCUAGAGCUCAGCAGCAAGACCAGAUGACUCAACAAGAGAAUUCAGUGUGGUUCAUGGUCCAAUCGAAACGCUGUCAUUUUGAUUGUUGUGGCCCCUCUGUUUUAAACCUCCUCCCUAUAGCCUCAGGCCUGCUACAAUAGCUUGUUCGGGGUGAACAGUAUGAUGUGUGCAUUAACUCAGUUUGCCAUGUAACAUGGAGUCCUCUUUACUAACAUGUCCUUUUUGCUUAGGCCUUACAAAAAUAUAUGACCUCUAAAAAGACAAAAUCCUAAUAUAUGUAAAAUCAUGAUAUAUUUUCAAAUAUGUAUUCACAUAAACUUCACAUAUUAGAAUGCUGUCACUUUUUGUUAUGUUCUGCAUAUGCAGAUUUGUGAAAAAAUAUAUACUGUGAUAUGCUGUACAAUAAAUGCACAUUGUUGCAUAUGAUAAUUUUUUAAUAUUCCAUGUGUUUUUUGUUUAUAAAAUAAUGCAACACCCUUAUUUUUGCUAAUACAUUGUCCACAUGUUGACAUAUUAUGUGCUUUAAGUUGUGUUAUUUGUGUGCCUACACAUCUGAUAAAAGAACUACAUUUGAGUGUUACAUUAGCCAAGAGAUUCCAAGAUAAAUUACCGCAAUAAUCAUGUUCACAAUGGUGCUUGUGUUAUGCAAGACACUGAAAGCUUGUGGAUUUUUUGCUUAUCUGUAAACACAUUUAAGUGCAAAGUUUUAUAUUUUGAAUGUAAACUUCCAAUUCUCAUUAAUAAAUGCAUUUUGCCAAACUGCAUCACAUGUUAUAAGUGUAUGUAAAUGUCUGUGUAAAAUAUGAAAAAAUCAAAUAAAAAGCUUGAAUUUUAA